CGCCGCCCUCCAGCAUCUAUCUUUGUUUGCUCUCCCAUUCCAUUCAGAUGAAGGAUGUUGCUUGUUUCUUUCCUGCGGGCAUUUUAGAUGAAGAUACCAAAAUAGUACUUUCAUCGCCUAAAUCUACUAAAAGGCACAUUUGCGCUUUUCAUUGUUAUCGAAGGACACUUUUGCUCAGCGUAUGACGAAGAUUCUGUGGGCUAAGUAGGAUAUGUAAGGUGGACAAUAUGCCGACGCACAUUUGUAGUUGAACUAGUGCUAUCAUGUAGCCUCAUUUGAUUUGACUUUGGGAACAAUGGCUACCCUAUUAACCCACGCUCAGUUGCUGCACACCGGAAGAGGCCACUUUUUUACCAAGUGAAAUUGUAC
Amoebophrya sp. A25 is the source of this 369-nucleotide messenger RNA. The record is from the annotation of a GenBank genome assembly. NCBI's taxonomy places the organism in Eukaryota, Dinophyceae, Syndiniales, Amoebophryaceae.